AUCAAUGCGACGUAGACAAGUGCAGUUUGAGCUAUCUAGAGGCUCACGGAACUUCUACUGUCGUUGGUGAUCCAGAAGAGUGUUAUGCUAUCGACACGGUCUUUACGAAGCAUCGAAAACAACCACUGCUGAUUGGUUCAGUCAAAUCCAAUAUUGGGCACUCAGAAGCUGCUUCGGGUCUAUGUUCUAUCACAAAAUGUAUAAUAGCAAUGGAAUCCGGCUUUAUUCCACCAAACCUCAACUUUACUACACCCAGAAAAGAAAUAAAAGGAAUUGUAGAAGGUAGGAUGAAGGUGGUCGUAGAUAAAAUGCCAUUUGAGGAUGAUAGGAGCUUGAUAGGCGUUAGCAGUUUCGGGUUUGGUGGCAGUAACUGUCACGUGCUGCUCAAAAGGAACCCGAAAGAAAAAAUUAAUAAAGGAUUACCGGAAGAUAACCUUCCAAGGUUGGUUUGUGUGAGUGGAAGAACAACUGAGGCUGUAAACGCUUUACUGGAUGCUGUUUCUCGCAAUGGACUGGACGCCGAGUUUGUUGGAUUACUACAUGAAGGAUAUAGAAGAAAUGUGGAGGAUCAUUUGUAUAGAGGCUACGCAAUAGUAACAAAGACAGGAGAGAUUAGUAGGUCCUUGAAAUGUUCUCCGGGGUCUUGUAAACCCCUUUAUAUUGUUUUUGGAGAAUUGGAUAAUUGGCGUAACAUCGGGCACCAAUUGAUGGUUUUGCCCACUUUUUCUGCUUUCAUUCAAAGGUUACAAAAUAAUCUAUCGACUAAAGGAGUCCACAUCUGGGAUUUGUUACUUAAUAGGAGAGUUGGAGAAAAAAAUAGCAGUCAAGUGUUGGGCAGUAUUGUGGUACAAGCUGGUAUAAUAGAGGUUCUGAAUUUAUUAUGCAUAAAACCAAAGGCUUACCUAAGUUAUUCUUUUGGAGGGUUACUUUCUUCAUACUGCAAUGAUCUUCUAUCUUUAGAAGAAACUGUUAAUUGUGCUUUGGUUAUAGAUGAGGCU
Messenger RNA from Anoplophora glabripennis (Asian longhorned beetle), 998 nucleotides. Its product is annotated as fatty acid synthase-like. Lineage: Eukaryota; Metazoa; Arthropoda; Insecta; Coleoptera; Cerambycidae. Gene Ontology annotation, molecular function: fatty acid synthase activity. Gene Ontology annotation, biological process: fatty acid biosynthetic process. The annotation marks the transcript as partial. The transcript has 6 exons. The record is from RefSeq and is a predicted model, not a curated record.